Clarias gariepinus (North African catfish) is the source of this 4569-nucleotide messenger RNA. RefSeq names its product alkylglycerone phosphate synthase (gene agps). The record is from RefSeq and is a predicted model, not a curated record. Gene Ontology annotation, molecular function: alkylglycerone-phosphate synthase activity; FAD binding. Lineage: Eukaryota; Metazoa; Chordata; Actinopteri; Siluriformes; Clariidae. The coding region runs from base 43 to 1938 and encodes 631 amino acids. Gene Ontology annotation, biological process: lipid biosynthetic process. The transcript is spliced from 20 exons.
CUGACAGAGCGCCGCUUUCCGGCUCGCAAAUACGGAAGCAGCAUGGCGUCAAACACCGACAUCUCCGAGCGCCAAAGAAGUGCACGGCAAAGACUGAGAAUUAUAGCCGGCCAUUUGCAGAAAGGCGAGGGAAAUGGACACAUGGCGUUAUCCACGCAAGAGUGUAAAGCCGAGACGCCCAGGUCCAACGCUGCUAAAGUGACUGCGGUGCCGAAAAGAAGGCAAGAAACGAUGAAGUGGAAUGGCUGGGGUUACAGUGAUUCCCGUUUUUUUUUUAACAAGAAGGGCCAGGCAGAGUUUACAGGCAGAAGGUAUCGACUAAGUGGUUUGAUUAUCCCCAGUCUAAGGGACUGGAUGGAAAGUACAUUUGGUGCCAACCUACAACAUAAAAGCCCAGCUACAGCAACUUUGAACAUGAGUGCGGUCCCACCCCCGAACCUGAACGAGCUGUUUGUGGAGGAGGUAAAGGCUGCCGGUGUGGCCCUGUCAUCUGACCCAGAGGACAGAGUGUUUCGCUCUCAUGGUCACUGUCUUCAUGAGAUCUAUGCACUGAGGGAGGGGAGAAUUGGAAGAAUACCAGACCUAGUGGUGUGGCCAAGCUGUCACGAUGAUGUAGUGAAGAUUGUGGAGCUGGCCUGCAAGCACAACGUGUGUUUGAUACCAUACGGAGGUGGUACAAGUGUGUCCAGCGCUCUAGAGUGCCCCCCUGAGGAAAUGCGAUCAAUUGUCUCUCUAGACACUUCUCAAAUGAACCGAAUAUUAUGGAUUGAUGAGAAGAACCUAACGGCCCAUAUCGAGGCUGGCAUCAUUGGCCAGGACCUGGAAAGGCAGUUGAAUGAGAGUGGCUAUUGCACUGGACAUGAGCCUGACUCAAUGGAGUUUAGUUCUCUUGGAGGCUGGGUGGCUACACGUGCGUCAGGAAUGAAGAAAAAUAUCUACGGCAACAUCGAAGACCUGGUAGUGCAUAUAAAGAUGGUGACCCCUAGAGGUGUGAUUGAGAAGAGCUGCCAGGGUCCACGAAUGUCCACUGGGCCAGACAUCCACCAUUUCAUCCUGGGCUCUGAAGGCACAUUGGGCGUGGUCACAGAAGUUACGAUGAAGAUCCGCCCAGUCCCUGAGUAUCAGAAAUACGGCUCUAUCGUCUUCCCAAACUUCCAGCAGGGUGUGGCCUGUCUGCGAGAGGUGGCUAAACAGAGAUGUGCACCAGCGUCUAUUCGACUGAUGGACAACGAGCAGUUCCAGUUUGGUCAUGCUCUUAAGCCUCAAGUAUCCUCCAUCUUCACAUCGUUUUUGGAUGGGCUGAAAAAAUUUUAUAUCACAAAGUUUAAAGGCUUUGAUCCCCAUCACCUGUGUGUGGCCACUCUGCUGUUCGAAGGAGAUCGGGAGAAGGUGUUGCAGCAUGAGAAACAGGUUUAUGACAUCGCCGCCAAAUUUGGGGGCCUGGCAGCAGGAGAAGAUAACGGACAGAGAGGAUACAUGCUUACCUUCGUCAUUGCUUACCUGCGGGAUUUGGGGAUGGAUUAUUAUGUGAUCGGCGAGUCGUUUGAGACGUCAGUGCCUUGGGAUCGAGUUUUGGAUCUGUGUAGAAAUGUAAAGGAAAGGAUAUCGAGAGAGUGUAAAGAGAGGGGAGUGCAGUUUCCUCCACUGUCUACAUGCAGGGUAACACAGACCUAUGAUGCUGGUGCCUGUGUGUAUUUCUACUUUGCCUACAACUAUAGAGGUCUCAGUGAUCCAAUACAUGUCUAUGAACAAGUGGAGCACGCAGCCCGAGAGGAAAUCCUAGCCAAUGGGGGAAGCCUGAGUCACCAUCACGGAGUGGGCAAGCUGCGGAAGGAGUGGAUGAGGGAGACUGUCUCCAGUGUGGGUCUGGGCAUGCUCAGGUCCGUUAAGGAAUAUGUGGACCCCAACAACAUAUUUGGCAACAGAAACCUUCUGUAACACCGCUUUGAAAAACCGCUUUUUUUUUUUUUUUUUUUUUUUAAUCAUAUAGUCCUACUGAAAUUAAAGCAUAAUACAUGCUAAUUUCUCUGUAUGCAAAACAAGCAUUGGUUUAUUUUCAGGUUUGAUCGAUAUCUAAUUUUAUUCCAAUACCAUACCCCAAACCUUGGCACAAGACUAAACACCUUCCGCCUACUCUCUUCUCCCACCUCCUUUAUACAGCUGUGAGGAAAGUGAAAGUUCAGACAUGAUGUCUGACGAGUCCAAUUCUUUUUAUUGCAAUUUUUUCAGCUGCAUAAAUCCAUUAACUGCCAAUGAGAAAUUACCUUUCUCACAAAGUUUAGGUCAAUUGACAAUGUAACACUGAUUAUAUAAGGAUAACAUUUGUUUACCCACUUCCCUGUUGAACACAUUUUUCAUUUUUUGCUGGUUUUGCCAACUUUGGCUCGUUCUGACUUUUGAUAUAUUAAAUGAAAGUAUGUUUCUGUGUAGUUUAUGUGACACUACUUUAGUGUUGACUACAUUGUGCUUUUAAAAGCAGUGUGCCUUCUCUUUCUGUCUCUGUGUGGGUGUUGGCCUUGCCUUCCUUUACCUCACUCCUUUUUCUUUUUCUUUUUUUAAAGAAUGACUCCGUUUAAACGUCUGCUGUCUCUUCACACAGCUUCUUUGUAUCUCCACAGUUCCGUACAUCUCCCCGUUGCCUUUUCUAACAGUCUGUUUCAACUUUUUGCCAGGGUCUUUGUGUGUGCACUUGGAUGUUUUAUCUACAAUCCCUUCCAAUAUAUUGAAAUGUUUGUGUAGGUGUCUCCAUUCAGUGUGAACUGUAGGAAAGCCAUGUCCAUCAUAGGAGUUCCACCCUGCUUCUGCAGGCUAAGAGAACUUGCUCUAGCAUGGAGAAUUCUUUUUUCUCUGCACAGUAAGCUUUAUCAUGGUGUCCUUGGAGAGAUUGGGUUAGUUUGGUUUGUUAAUGUUUAGUUGCGAGACCCCUGUCCUCCUACCAAAGACUUUGAACCUUUCAGUCGUUUGGCUAUAUGCAUUCAUAUACCUGUAAAUUAUAAAUAUAUACAGUAUAUAUCACUUGCAUAUAUUUGUUUGUAAAGAUCAUCUAAGAGUCACCAUGAUUAUUUGUAAUUUCUAUGUCUCAUUUUCAACACAACAUAUGCAAAUAUUUAGAAAUUAUGUGUAAAUAAUAGGGAUUUGAUCACUUCAUCUAGUAAUAAUUUGUCCAAGCUCACAAAGAAUCCUGGCUAUGGAUGUUCCAUAAACUUGUGGAUUUUCUGCUCCUGUCUGAAAAGUUGCUGGUCUGAAUGCAUCAAGAUUUCCUGAUGUCCAUAAGGGUCAUGUCUUGCGUGCUUGUUACUGAUGAGUUACUUGCAAGUUACUUAUAAUUUGCCCAAUCAAAAUCUAUUUCUGAUUUUAUUUUAUUUUUUUCUGAUAUUUACUGAUCUGGCAUUUGCGCUCUCUUUCUUAGCCUGUCUGACUCUUAAAGGAAAACUCCAGUGUUUUUUCAACCUAAUGUCCAUUUCCUAAUUGUGCAAAAAUUUACACAAACAAGGAUUUCAACACAGAUUUACUCGAAACUCACUUUUGGAGGUCUAAGGGCAGCUAUUUUAAUUAUGGAAGUCCAUCCAUGAACUAAACAUGAAUUUGCUGUACUUCUUUUUCAAAACUUGCACUUUACAGAAUGUUUCAUGGCGCUCAUACAAUUAAACUUAGACUGUUAUGUAGGUGAUAUUUUCCUUGUCAUCUCUGAAACAAAAAUUAAACCAAUUUGGAACAUGUGACUGAAUGUUUUAAUAAUUAUUCUGGCUUUUGACUGAAUAUUUUACAAUAAAUAAAGUAAAAGGAGUAAAAGUAUUUGAUCCAAUACCGAUAUCUUUGUAGUAAAUGACGUGACAAGUCAUCAAAUCGUGCAGUCAUCUGCAAGACAUCAUUGGUGCGAUUGUGACAUGCGUGGAGUUUGGAGUUAGCAGUAGUACAUUUCUCCAUGUUAUGUUUGCCCUUAUUCGUCUAGUAUGAGUGAGAUUGGAGUAAUAAGGUAUUCACUUCUGCUCAGAUUGCAGGGAAAGAUUUCAGACUUGUCUGUGGUAAUCACAUGUACUCAACAAUUAUAAAUGACAGACAUUUAGAUUGAAAAAAAAGUGUGAGUAUUCCUUCAAGCUAAACCUAAGCCUUCCUAGUAUACUGCAGUAUGGUGCUAGAGUCAAAUGGAAAGUUAUGAUGUCAGAUUCCUUGUUUUUCAUCAUUAUUAUUAUUAUUAUUAUUAUUGUAUCGUCUAUUAUACAAUUAACUGGUCCAACCAGCUUUCCUUUGAUGAUUUCUAUGCAUCAUUUUCCCUUAAGGUGUUAGUCUCUCAUGUCUUGCUCCAUAAAUACAGUUAGGUAGAAGCUGUUGUAAAUACUUAAACAAAUCUGGCUUUUCUCUGUGAAAUAUGGAAUGAAGGAAAUGUUGGGGCUUAUCUGCCCUAUAUAUACAUUUUCUGAACAUUCAUAGCAGAUUUAUCCUGCCAUUUCGCAACCUGCAAAUGUCCUGACUGCUCCUUUGGUCAUUCUCUAGUUACCUAGGUAACAUGUUUAACCAUUGCAUUCAUUUUGUCAGUGCUGUUUGUGCAAUAAAUUAACAUUUAAACCA